This is a messenger RNA of Hibiscus syriacus, 901 nucleotides long. RefSeq lists its product as uncharacterized. Gene Ontology annotation, molecular function: polysaccharide binding. The transcript is spliced from 2 exons. The coding region runs from base 69 to 707 and encodes 212 amino acids. Lineage: Eukaryota; Viridiplantae; Streptophyta; Magnoliopsida; Malvales; Malvaceae. The record is from RefSeq and is a predicted model, not a curated record.
GAUAUUUCCUCGAUUCGGGCAUCUUUUAGACUUCUUUGAGAGUUAUCGAGUUAUUCAGCAUUUUUUUGAUGGAACUGGUGACAAUGUUUUUGGGAACUUUACACUAUGUUGGAGUGGUGGCAAUCUUGUUCUCAAUCCAAGUUGUGGUGUGUACAAGCUGGAAUUCCGCAGAAUGUAAGAACCCAUUCAAUUGUGGACUCAUAAAAAAUGUGAGUUAUCCAUUUCAUCAAAUACGUGGUUGUGGGAAGCCGGGAUUUGAGUUUGUUUGUCCGGAUGACGGUUCUCCGGUUAUUACAAUCGGUUCACGUAGUUACCAAGUUCUGGUAUACAACACCUCCCUUCAAUCUCUCACUAUUGCUCCGGUGAGUAAAUAUGGUGACGUGCUUUGUCCAGAGAAUCUUUCCAACAUCUCUUUGAAUCUCAGCCCCUUUUACCCUGCUUCGAAUACCAACAACAUUUCUCUCUAUUAUGAUUGCCCGGCCAAUGCAACUCAGUAUGAAGGGCUUUAUAAUCAUCAGUUCAAUUGCAGCACAUCUGGAGGAAGGAAUGAUGUAGGCUACUUCGUCGUUACAUCUUCAUUUUCCCAGCUCUCAGUUGCAGCAAGGGAUGCCAUGGCAUCAUGCAUAGCCAUGUCUUCUUCCAGCAUUCGUUUCAAUCUUAAAGGUUUUUGGAGCACAAUCCAGGUUCAAUUAUUCUGCGCGUGGUAAUCGAGAAUGGCUUUGGGGUGCAAUGGAGAGAAGAUGGUUCCCUCUCAGCCUCAGGUAUGAUCACCAACAAAACAUGUACGUUAAUGAUACGGCACUUGCCCCCCAAAGUUCUGAAAAAAUAGUUUUUAAUUCCCUCAAAAGUUUUAAUUAAACCCUUAAUUAUUAUGUCAUACCCACCAUUGAUGUUCAUUAUG